AUGAACGGUAAAUCGCGUCAUUUUACGGUGAAUGGUUUUAAUACGCAUGCACAGCAACAACAACAAUCGCAACAGCAAAGCCAGAGUGACGUGCGUAACAUUUACAAUAAUCCUUACAUACCACCAUCAGCACCAACAAGCACACCAAACCAACAACAACAACAGCAAACUCAUCGUUUACAGCAGCAACAACAACAACAAUUGUUGUAUAAAUCUAUCGCCAGCGGCGUUGUGGGAGGUGUUGGAAAUAGCGGUGCCAAUCAAUACGAUUACCCACCAACAGCCUCCACUGAACUUCAACAUCAGCAGCAACUGCAGCAACAACAACUACAGCAACAUCAGCAGUUUCAACUACAGCAGCAACAACAACAGCAAUUGAGCAACGUCUUGGAGGCAGAGAACAGCACCUUCACCAGUCAUAACAAAGAGGGCAGUGGGGCUGAUUUACUAACAAAUGUUUCUAAUACUCCACUAUGCAGUGAGAAUGAGGCAGAUAAAUCAAAUUUACAGGAAAAUCUCCGUUUUGACAGUGAUAACUCAGUCCUAGAUUCUGACUAUGAGGACUCAACUUCUACUAAUAAUGGAAAUAGUAGCAAUUUAGAUGAUGAUGAACUGCUCAACGAGGCCCCGACUACAUCCCAAAGAGCUUAUUCGAGGAAAGAAUCACGCACAAGACGGAACUUGGGAAAGGGAUAUGUUAAUAAUGCAAAACCUUUACGCAGCAACGAUGAUCGCAGCCUAGAAGCUGGCAACGAUGCACGCACACCUUCACAGCGUCAAAGUACUGCCAGCAAUUUAGAUAUGUUUUGGAUUAUUGAGUAG
This is a messenger RNA of Anastrepha obliqua, 822 nucleotides long. RefSeq lists its product as uncharacterized. NCBI's taxonomy places the organism in Eukaryota, Metazoa, Arthropoda, Insecta, Diptera, Tephritidae. The record is from RefSeq and is a predicted model, not a curated record. The transcript has 4 exons. Bases 1 to 822 code for a protein of 273 amino acids.